Monodelphis domestica (gray short-tailed opossum) is the source of this 763-nucleotide messenger RNA. It is a transcript of the gene STPG4, whose product is annotated as sperm-tail PG-rich repeat containing 4. Gene Ontology annotation, biological process: epigenetic programing of male pronucleus. Gene Ontology annotation, cellular component: female pronucleus; male pronucleus; germinal vesicle. Gene Ontology annotation, molecular function: chromatin binding; histone binding. NCBI's taxonomy places the organism in Eukaryota, Metazoa, Chordata, Mammalia, Didelphimorphia, Didelphidae. The record is from RefSeq and is a predicted model, not a curated record.
ACAUUGUUUCCUAGCAACAGAAGUCUCCAGUUUAAGCCAAGACUCCAGAAAAAUCUUGGCCGGGAGCUGUUCUCCGGGAUUUCUACGAGAACCAGAAAAUAAGAAUGAGAGACUUAUCGAUUCAAAGAGAAACGUGGUGGCGGACGACGCUGAAAGAAACUCCAAACCCAGGCACCUACACGCUGCGGGACUUUCUUCAAGAGUCCCUCUUAAACCCCGUGCGCAACACGUACAACUUUAAAGGCCAAGGGAGAAGCAAGAGGUCUCUGGUGGAACCGAAAAGGGACAUGACGCUGCCCGACGUGCCCAAGUACCUGCCCCCAGACUUUGUGGAGCUGAUCAAAAAGCAGAUGGCUUCUUACUCCUUCAAAGACACUCCACGGCCAAUGCCCAACAAGCUGUGUUUCAAAGAUGAGACAAUUGAUAUUGCACCAGGGCAAUAUAAUAUUGGUCCAGCACCAGUUCCCAAAUUCCUUGCCAGGAACUCUGUAUUCCGUUCUACUGUUGAAAGAUUUCCAACAUGUUAUUUUAUUCCUAAAGAAGGACCAGGACCAGGCCAUUAUGAUGUGAAAGGAUCCGUGUCCCGUCCUAUUACUUCCUGUUUCCAAUCCAAAGUGCCUCGAUUCAUGCCACUUCGUUCAAAAACGCCGGGCCCAGGAACUUACACGGCGCCCAGACAAAGGAUCACACAGUCACGAAGUAUCGCCAAGAUGAGCCGAGAACACAGCCUGUUCUUCAACAAUACAAUUGGCUUUUGAGUAAA